AUGUAUAUCAUGAAAAAAGCUGCAAUUAAGAGGAUUCUGGGACAGAACAAGCAGAGGUUUUCUCUGAAAACGGAUAUAUGGGUUGCACCAUAUCCCGGAGCUAGUUAUAUGGUAAUAACAGCUCAUUUCAUCGAUCCUAAUUGGCAGCUAAGGAAGUUGAUCAUUGGUUUCAAGAAUGUCUCCGAUCAUAAAAGAAUAACGAUUAGCAAUGCUUUGCUUGAGUGGUUGGAAGAGUGGGAUAUAAAGCGAGUGUUAUGCAUAACUGUGGACAAUGUCACUGCUAACAGUUCAGCAAUGAUGAUUCAAGAAAAAGAGGUUGACGAAAGUAUAACUGCUAUUCGUAAUGGGAUUACAUAUGUAAGGUCUUCUACUAGCAGACUCAAGGCUUUUGAGUUCCGUGUUGAAUCAGGAAGGAUGGCAAGAAGUAGCCUUUCCUUAGAUGUCAAGACUAGAUGGAACUCAAAUUAUCUCAUGUUAGACCAAGCACUGAAGUUUAAAGUGGCAUUUGAGAAGAUGGCAGCUGAAGGUCUACCUUAUAGCGAUUACUUUUUGGAAGAAGCUGAUGUUCAACAUUGGUACUUUCAUCUUCAAACGUUGUCACUGCCCAUAAGCUGCAAAAAAGAGAUAGUCACCAUUACAGCAAACAUCAAAGCACUAAGCUCGAGUUCUGGUCCUGACUUGGAGUUGUCUACUAACGCCUUAGCUAUGCUUAGUAAGUUAGACAAGUACUGGAAUCCAUUUGUUGAUAGAGAUAAGGUUGAAAUGAACCAGAUGAUAAUAGCGGCAAGUGUUUUUGACCCAAGGAAGAAGAUGAAGUUUGCUCAGCUUUGCUUUGAAGAGCUUUAUGGCAAAGAUAGUGCCGAGGCAAUGCAUAUGUUUGAUUCAGUCGAGUUCACCUUGAAGUCGUUGUAUGAGGAAUAUAGUGUUUAG
Molecule: messenger RNA, 930 nt
Organism: Eutrema salsugineum
Lineage: Eukaryota; Viridiplantae; Streptophyta; Magnoliopsida; Brassicales; Brassicaceae
Product: zinc finger BED domain-containing protein RICESLEEPER 2-like
Exons: 3
Coding region: 1-930 (309 amino acids)
Molecular function (GO): DNA binding
Source: RefSeq, a predicted model, not a curated record